Messenger RNA from Mus caroli (Ryukyu mouse), 319 nucleotides. Lineage: Eukaryota; Metazoa; Chordata; Mammalia; Rodentia; Muridae. The record is from RefSeq and is a predicted model, not a curated record.
UGACGGAUUACAAGAACGUGAUGACGAAAGACGUUCUCUCUUUGCCCCAUCUACUGCGAGGAUGAAGACCAUUCUCAGCAAUCAGACUGUGGACAUUCCAGAGAAUGUCGAUAUCACUCUGAAGGGGCGCACAGUCAUUGUGAAGGGCCCCAGGGGGACUCUGCGGAGGGACUUCAAUCACAUCAACGUGGAGCUGAGUCUUCUUGGGAAGAAAAAGAAAAGGCUCCGGGUUGACAAAUGGUGGGGUAACAGAAAGGAACUGGCCACCGUCAGGACCAUCUGCAGUCAUGUUCAGAACAUGAUCAAGGGUGUCACACUG